CGAGUCUUUACAUUCAUGUCUGUGUUAUGCUUCAUCAACUGGCAUGACAAGAUCCUGUUGGUGCUGUCGCGCUGCCAGGCCGAGCCACCAUUUACACCGCCCAGCCUCACUUGGACAGAGUGAUCUGCUGGUGCCCCCACCCAGUGCUGUCAUCUGCCUCGACAUCCGCCCUACCCCUGCUGCCCUACCUGCAUCCCCUUCACUCAAAAACACAUUGGGCGCUCCUCUGCGACAUCUCCAUCUCUGUACCAUAUCGCAUCGCAUCGCCGCGCGCUACCGACCGAGCACGACCCAAGAUUCCGACAUGGCUUCGUAGUCUGUAUUCUCCCACGAGUCGUACAGCUGUCAGAACUCCAGGCCUCGCCAUCAUGGCUACAGUGGUCCGCAUCUGCGUCUGCGGCGACGAAGGCACCGGCAAGUCGAGCCUGAUCGCCUCGCUUGUCAAGGACGUCUUCGUUACCAACAAGAUCCAGUCUGUUCUGCCACAGAUCACAAUCCCUCCUAGCAUCGGCACGCCCGACAACGUCACAACCACAAUCAUCGACACAUCGGCCCGGCCACAGGAUCGAAAUACUUUGCGCAAAGAGAUUCGCAAGUCCAACGUCAUCCUCCUUGUAUACUCCGACCACUACAGCUAUGAGCGCGUUGCCCUUUUCUGGAUGCCCUACUUCCGCUCGCUCGGGGUUAACGUCCCUGUGGUUCUUUGCGCCAACAAGUGCGACUUGACCGGAGACAGCUCUACGCCGCAAGUCUUUGAGGAGGAGAUGCUCCCCGUCAUGAACGAGUUCCGCGAGAUCGACUCAUGCAUUAGAGCAAGCGCCAGGGAGCACAAUAACGUCAACGAGACCUUCUUCCUCUGCCAAAAGGCUGUUACACACCCUAUCGCGCCCUUGUUCGACUACAAGGAGGGGCACCUCAAGCCAGCAUGUGCUUCUGCCCUGAAGCGCGUGUUCUACCUGUGCGACAAGGAUCAGGAUGGCUACCUCAGUGAUGAAGAGAUGCACGACUUCCAGGCAAAGUGCUUCAAUAAGCCUCUCACAACUGAGGAUCUCAACAACAUCAAGCUCUCCAUCGCGAAGUCGAUACCAGGAUCGUAUACCGAAAAGGGGAUCGAUUUGGAAGGUUUCCUACAGCUCAACAAGAUGUAUGCGGAAAAGGGUCGCCACGAAACCAUCUGGAUCAUUUUGCGCAAGUUCCACUACACGGAUAGCUUGAGCUUGGAGGCCAGCUUCAUCAGCCCGAAGUUCGAGGUUCCCGAAUACUCCUCGGCAGAGCUGAGCCCCGCGGGAUACAGAUUCUUUGUCGACCUGUUUCUGCUAUUCGACCGGGAUAACGAUGGCGGGCUCAACGACUACGAGCUCGCAGCGUUGUUUGCCCCCGCACCAGGCCUUCCCCCAUCGUGGGAAGAAUCUGGUUUCCCUUCCUCGACUGUUCGCAACGAAGCCGGUCACGUCACUCUUCAAGGUUGGCUAGCACAAUGGAGCAUGACCACAUUCUUGGAGCCCAAAACCACGCUCGAGUACCUUGCGUGGCUAGGUUUUGAACCGUCCAACCCAAGAGACCCUCUCACUUCUGCUCUCAAGAUAACGAAGCCUAGGAAACGAAGGAGGCGGCCAGGUCGCGUCGAGCGCAACGUGGUCCUAUGCUACGUCAUUGGUGCCCCCGGCGCAGGCAAGUCAUCGCUACUCGACUCGUUCCUCAACAGGCCAUUUGACAUCUUGUACCGGCCAACAAUCAAGCCUCGCAGGGUAGUGAAUAGUGUAGAACUGCAUGGCGGAAAGCAGUGCUAUUUGAUUCUGGAAGAGCUAGGAGAGCUGGAGCCUGCGAUAUUGGAGAAUCAGGCCAAGCUCGACACCUGCGACUUGAUAUGCUACACAUACGACUCCUCAGACCCGGACUCGUUCUCGCACAUUGUCAGUCUGCGCAAGCGCGUGCCUCAGCUCGACGACUUGCCGGCGAUUUAUACUGCGCUAAAGGCCGACAAGGACAAGACGACACAGAGGAGUGAGCUUCAACCCGACCAGUACACUUCUGGGCUGAUGAUGAGCACCCCGCUACAUGUUAGUGUAACAUGGAACAGCAUUGGUGAGCUUUUUGUGGCGCUGGCAGAGGCUGCCACAAACCCGAGUACGGGCUUUCCCAAGAACGAAGAACCGCCACCAGACAGGUCAGGCUUGUAUCUCGCUCUCGGUGCAACCACUUGUGCCGGCGUGGCCGCGUUCAUGAUCUGGAGGCGGUCUGCCAACUCAAUAUAGUCGCGGUUGCCGUGUUUCCGGCCAGUCCUCACCGACAGCCUCAGGCGGUGACUCUGCCCCAACAUGGCCCAUGGUGCUUCGUGAUGUUGCGAUCUCGUCUUUUCGACAAGCGAGUCCGGAUCAUGCUCUUACCUUGCGGCCUCGACCAGCACGCGCUGGAAGCGUGCCAGUCCCACUCCACUCAACCUAGCUUUCACGAACAUAAGGCAUCUUUACAGACAGACACACCCACAAGCACAAACAUACCCACUCUUGUACAUAUAGCGGUCCUGGCCGGGCCACAUACAGAGCCCUUCGUAGUCAUAAUACAAUAAUCUAGUCUCAGAGCCUGUGGGCCAGCUGAUGGAUCAAGACAUCAUUUGCGCGGAACCUCCUGGUCUCACACGAAAUUGCCAUGCAGCCGUGGGCGUGUGGGCGAAAAUGGAAAUGUGAUGCAGACGA
Molecule: messenger RNA, 2696 nt
Organism: Microdochium trichocladiopsis
Lineage: Eukaryota; Fungi; Ascomycota; Sordariomycetes; Xylariales; Microdochiaceae
Product: EF hand associated-domain-containing protein
Exons: 2
Coding region: 369-2255 (628 amino acids)
Biological process (GO): small GTPase-mediated signal transduction; mitochondrion organization; regulation of mitochondrion organization
Cellular component (GO): mitochondrial outer membrane
Molecular function (GO): GTPase activity; calcium ion binding; GTP binding
Source: RefSeq, a predicted model, not a curated record